AUGCACCCAUUAUGGAUCUGUGAACAAGGAUUGGGCGAUACAUCAUUCCACUCAACCGGCUCAUCGCAGCAGUGCUGCUACGAUUAUGACGGAUAUCUAAUGUUCACUGAUGAUUGGGAACCGGAUGGUGAUUAUAACAGGUUUUUCCAACCGGGUACACCAGCUCGCGCGCACAAGUUUGGUGCGUCACCGUUCCGUCAGCCACCAUUCAUUCCAACAAUGUCAAAUUAUCAACUGGAUCUCAUGCCAUACAGAACGUGUUGC
This is a messenger RNA of Cooperia oncophora, 264 nucleotides long. The record is from the annotation of a GenBank genome assembly. NCBI's taxonomy places the organism in Eukaryota, Metazoa, Nematoda, Chromadorea, Rhabditida, Trichostrongylidae.